Solenopsis invicta (red fire ant) is the source of this 3985-nucleotide messenger RNA. RefSeq lists its product as uncharacterized. NCBI's taxonomy places the organism in Eukaryota, Metazoa, Arthropoda, Insecta, Hymenoptera, Formicidae. The transcript has a single exon. Bases 2700 to 3698 code for a protein of 332 amino acids. The record is from RefSeq and is a predicted model, not a curated record.
AGACCAUAUUUCGGAAAAUAUAUAAUUUGAGAAAGAAAAUUCAACAAGCCCACACCGAUUUUUCCGAGGAUCAUCCGGAAUCGUUCCGUAUUCUCAUUAUGUGCUAUUCUCCUUCGCCGCGACGAAUCUAAGCACCGUUCGUGUCAAGACACAAAAUUGCGAGAAGUAUAAUAGAAUAAAUGCCUUGUCCGUUUUUGUGGAAAACGCAGAACGGGAAAAACAGGAGGAAGCAUUGCCAGAACCCGUGGUCAAACCGAAAGACAAAUUAGCCGCUCUCUCCAAAACGAAGUAGGCGAAAGAGAUACGUAUACGUUUAAGCAUGUGCGUGAUUACAUCUGACAUGAAUUGAUUUUCAGUCUCACUAAAAAAUCGCGCGAUCAAAGGAGGCUCAAAAUAACGGUUUCUAGUGAUCAUCUGUUCAAGGACAAGGAUGGAAAUAGGAGAUACGCGGAAGAAUAUACAUGCAUGGACGCUAAUGCGAAGUAAAAUUUUUACCUUCUUGUACCUUCGUAAACGAUACAACGCACGUGUUGGUUUACAUAUAUAUCCAAAAUUUUUUAAAUCUAUACAGAACACGUUUUACCAAGGUCGACGGCGAGAAACUGCCAGAAUUUUCGCGGGAUUUGAAAGCGCACGGCGAUCAAAGAAGCAAUCGUAAAUUGAACGGCAAUUGGAAGUCACAAGUUGAAGCUUCGAAUAAAGAUGAAACGAAAUCCUGUACCCUGGGAACUAGAGUAAAGCGCGAUAUUGUACGUUUCUCUGUUACUUAAAAGUUCAUUCGAUUGAAUCGAGAUCCGAAAUAUAUGACCGAUACCUCGUAGCCAAAAAAUAUGAUUUGCAAUCUCAAAAUAUCAGACCCAUACAGCACCGAAAGAUUGCGGAAACAUUGCAUAAACCUUACAGCGAAACGUUGUAAUAUUGCAUGAAAAUGUUUCUGCAAUGUGUUAUUGCAAGCUUAUGGCAACGUUGAAAUAUUUGCUCCUAGAAAUAUUACAACGUAAGAUUACAGUAAUGUUAGGGAGCAAUAUAAAACAAUAAUAUUAAUGUUAUUAAUAUAUGGGCUUUGUAUUGAGAUAUACACAUGAGAACACAAAUAUCUUUUUACACAAAGUUAACGCGUGUUUUUAUGUAUAUCCUGAGAUUUUUAUAAUAUUUCUACAACAUUACUGGAAUAUUUCAAUGAAUCAUUGAUACUGUAUGUUUCUGAAACGUCUCUGCAAUAUUAUAUUAUAUUAUUGCAACUUGCACGUUACUAAAAGCUUCAGUGCUAUAUGGGGAGUGACAUUUGAAACUGACACAGUGACAUCUAAUAGACCAAAAUAGAUGUCAGCUGUUAACGUCACUUCGCUACUUGUAAUUGCUAUAAAUGAUUCUUUUCUGAUUUAUUUUGAGUGUGCUACUUACAAAAUAGCUAAUGCUGAUUAAAUAACAAUAUUUUCCAAGACAGAUAGCGGAAAACAUAACGAAACAGGGGAAAAAAUUGAAUGUAAAUCCCGUAAAACGAAUUCCAGCAACGAGCAAUUUCGUCUAUGAAUUCAAUCCGUUCGUUAAUGCUAAUGAACAAUCACGUCAGUUAACAUCGCAAACUCAUUUGUGGCGUACGAAUAAUUCUGUGCAAACAUUACCUCAUUCUAAAACAAGUAUGGAAUUGAUUAGAAUCUAUUUACGUCUAUAAGUCUAUUUACAUUAUAUUAAUUAUUCCUCUCAAGUUUUCAGAUUGUAUUCUAGCGAAACAAAUUCUUCACAAAUUUAAGAAAUGCUACAAAAAUCUACAAAAAGUACUAAGUUUCAAACACUUUUAUUAAUUUUAGUAAUUACAUACUUCUAAGAAAAAAAAAAUAUUUUUACAAAAAAACUUAUAAUUUCUACUAAUUUCUAUUGCUAGUACAACUUUGUACUUGAUCAUAGAAAUUUUUUUUCGUCAAAAUAAGCUACUUAGAAAUGUGUAGUUUAUUGUAGUUUGAUAUAAUAUAACCAAGAAUUUCAUAGAAAUUACAGAUACGACGUAUUACAAAAAUACAAAAAUUUAGAAAAAAAUGUUUCAAUUCAAUAAUGUUUCAUGUAGAUUUUUGUAGCAUUUCUUAAAUUUGUAUAAAAUUUUACAGGUUUUUUCCGCACGUUUAAGACCUGCAUAAUUGACAGAAAUACAAGCGAAAACAUUUUAACAUUAAUAACCAAUAAAAAAGUAUCUGUUUCAAAAUCUCCUGUAUUUUUCGUUCGUGCUAACAUUCAUUAAUUAUACAUAGAUACUACGUCACUUGCCAAAUCUGCAGACUUUGUGAAACAGAAGACGUCCGCAGUCUUGCCGGAAUUGAACUCGCGUGUUGAUUUUGCGACAGUUGAUCCAGAUCCAGCGAAUUCUUUUCCAACGAAAAAUACUUGUCUACCGAUACUUGGCAAAGAGGAUCCGACGAGGACGCUGAACGAACAAAUUGACAAAGAGUGUAAAUUUAUAUGUCUUUACCGCGUAACUCUGUUAUUUAAAAAACUUCAAAAAUCUUUUUUUGAAAUUUUUAUUUAUCAUAUUGAAUUAUAAGUUCGAAAAUCGCAUUUCAAUCGUUUAUGCUUCAGACGAGGGAAGCGAUAUAGAUCGCGAGGUGCAGAGGGUCAAGUCUGCAUGGCAAGCGUUACGAGGGGAAAAAGAUUGGACGAAAGGUAAAGAUCGCAUCGACAAUGCCCGAACGAAAAAAUUGUACGAGAUGUUAGAGAAGAUGAUGUACGAGAUAGACAGAGUUCAGAAGAAUUAUAUGAAUUCCAAAGCGAAUCAUUACUUGCACAGAAGCGCGACUAAUGUCCUGAGAAACAGCAGCAAGCCGACUUUACAAGAGAAAGCAGAAAUUGUGAGAAGCGUCAUCUUUCCCGACAGAAAGGCAAAAGCCAAGUCGGCCCCCCGUCUGAAAAACGUCGACAGCGAAGUAACUGGUAAAGAUGCGGCGUGGAUACGAUUUGAAGCUGCGGAAAAUAUUCUGACGGACAAACGACCGCAUAAGAAUUUUCUCUCGUCGAAAAAGCGAUCUGUACACACUGAAGCGCACCAACGCGAUUUCGCCAAUGAUAUUGGAUCGGUCUACGCAACUGCGUCGAAUAUCAAUGAAAAAAGGCCAGAUACAGCUGUUACAGAUAUAAUGAAGCCAAAAUUUACAGACACUAGCAACAAGACAAAGGCGAGGAUCAAAUCUUCCAUUGAGGAAUAUCUGCAACGUUACUGCGGUAAUAUUCACGAGUCACGUAACAGUAUUCGGGAAAAAGAGGAAAAAUAUCCGUCAAGUCGCUUCCAAGAUGUAAAAGCAUCGGCAAGCGAUAUCGCGGAUAUCUUGGCGAGUCACAGUAUCGAGCCGCAUGUUUUGUACGAAAAUUUCGGAAAGCACAGCGACGGCUACGAUUCGGAAGAUUACGAUCAAGAUCGUUCUUGCUCAAAUAUCGCGAAUACUACUGUUACGCAAGUCAUAUCUGUUGAUACUAUUCGAGCAAACAAGAUAUAUGAUAAUACGACUUUCGAGAAUACGGCAUUAUGUAACGAUGCACGACCGACGGAAGUGAUUGAUACGAGAUCUUUUGAUAAUCUGAAACAGUCAAGCGUGACAAAUUGCCAAGAUAACACUUUUAUUAAAAUGGGAUUGAACAAAAAUUCGUUAUCGAGAGACAUGCUGUCGCAAAUAAUGCAGUCAGAAUACUUGAGAAAAGACUUAUCUUUAUAAUCCGUUGUGUAAUAUCCGCUGUAAGGCAGAAAUAUCAUUAAUAUACUUUUUUAUUAAUAUACUUUUUUAUUCUUAAUAUACUUUUUUAUUCUUAAUAUACUUUUUUAUUCUUAAAUAAUUCUAAAUCAUAUUAUAAUUAUUUUGAAAGUCUUUCAUGUUUUCUGAUUCUUAUAACACAUAGGCGAAUACAUUGACAAGAGUUGGUAAUAGCAACCAAAUGUUGAGUUAAAUAAUGCCAAUUAAAUAUUUAAUUAAUGUAACAAAAAACAAGUUUACUUUUCUGAAUA